ACAAUCGUACUACAUGUGUUGCUUUACGACAAAGCAAUCGCUUUACGGAAGGGUGCAGCAUGUUCGCUGAUGUUGACAUUUUUAUCCGUAGCUUGAUGAUAUAACUAACAACAAGUUUGAGUGUUUAUCAUAUACGAGUUCUGGAUUAUUUGUAGCUUGUUUCCAAGAUGGGAAAACCGAAAAAGAAGAGUGACUUGAGCCGUGCAGAACUGAUGAUGAUGACGAUUGCAGAUGUCAUCAAGCAGUUGGUUGAGGCCCAUGAACAGGGAAAAGAUAUUAACCUUAACAAAGUCAAGACGAAGACAUCAGCCAAAUAUGGUCUCCCUGCACAGCCACGGCUGGUGGACAUCAUUGCUGCAGUGCCGCCUCACUACCGAAGAGCCUUGGUGCCCAAACUUAAAGCCAAACCCAUCCGUACUGCCAGUGGGAUUGCAGUUGUCGCUGUGAUGUGCAAGCCUCAUCGCUGCCCACACAUCAGUUUCACAGGCAACAUCUGUGUCUACUGCCCUGGGGGUCCGGACUCAGAUUUUGAAUAUUCCACACAGUCUUACACUGGAUAUGAGCCUACGUCAAUGAGAGCCAUCCGUGCACGAUACGAUCCCUACCUCCAGACUAGGCACCGAGUAGAACAGCUUAAGCAGCUGGGUCACAGUGUGGAUAAAGUGGAGUUCAUUGUGAUGGGAGGCACAUUCAUGGCUCUGCCGGAGGAGUACAGGGACUAUUUCAUCCGUAACCUCCACGACGCGCUGUCAGGACACACGUCCAACCACGUCACUGAAGCUGUCAGAUACUCUGAACGCAGUAACACCAAAUGUGUCGGCAUCACGAUUGAGACCAGACCGGACUACUGUCUAAAGAGACAUUUGAGUGACAUGCUGGCCUACGGUUGCACCAGACUAGAGAUCGGCGUACAGAGUGUUUAUGAGGAUGUGGCUCGUGAUACCAACAGGGGACAUACUGUUCGGGCUGUGUGUGAAUCUUUCCACCUUGCUAAGGAUGCUGGUUUUAAAGUUGUUGCCCACAUGAUGCCAGACUUACCCAAUGUCGGUAUGGAAAGAGACGUGGAGCAGUUUAUAGAGUUUUUUGAGAAUCCUGCAUUCAGACCAGAUGGUCUCAAACUUUACCCUACACUGGUGAUUCGAGGCACCGGACUCUAUGAGCUGUGGAAAACAGGCCGCUAUAAGAGCUACUCUCCCAGUGCCUUAGUGGAUCUGGUAGCACGAAUUCUAGCGCUGGUUCCACCAUGGACUCGUGUGUAUCGUGUACAGAGGGAUAUCCCAAUGCCAUUGGUGAGCUCUGGGGUGGAACAUGGGAAUCUGAGAGAGCUGGCAUUGGCCAGAAUGAAAGACAUGGGCACUGAGUGUAGAGAUGUACGAACCAGGGAAGUGGGCAUACAAGAGAUUCAUCACAAAGUUCGACCAUAUCAGGUUGAGCUGAUCCGCAGAGACUAUGUGGCUAAUGGGGGCUGGGAGACCUUCCUGUCUUAUGAGGACCCCGAGCAAGACAUUUUAAUUGGUCUCCUGCGUCUUCGUCGCUGCUCACCACAGUCCUUCCGGCCCGAGUUGAAGGGUGGCGUUUCCAUUGUUCGGGAGCUGCAUGUCUAUGGAAGCGUGGUCCCUGUCAGCAGCCGAGACCCCAGCAAGUUUCAGCAUCAGGGUUUUGGGAUGAUGUUGAUGGAGGAGGCCGAGAGGAUAGCCAGGGAUGAGCACGGCUCAACCAAAUUGGCUGUUAUCUCAGGUGUUGGAACAAGGAAUUACUACAGAAAAAUGGGUUAUGAACUGGAGGGGCCGUAUAUGUUGAAGAACCUUUACUGAAGCAGAGAGGAAUCCAAACCAAGAUGUAUCAUAUUCCCUGGAGAAAAUCAUCUGCCAUGCAGGACACCAACUUUAAGGGGAUCUUUACACCCCACCUAUAAUUGGACUGGGCAUGAGGAUUACAGAGAGCGUGUGUGAGUGGUCAUCACAAAGCAAACUGCACUAUUCUGUUACAUGUCAGCCAAAGAGAGUAUUCUGUACUUCUCUUAUGAAGACCAUGAUACAAAGUAUCAGUGCUUGUUAGAAAGGUACACUUAUUCUCCUUUGGUCUUAGCUUCCAUUUUACAGAGUUCUCUCUCCAGUAUACUUGCCAGUGCAUUUACUUCUUUGGGAAAACACUCAUUCUUUUUUUUAUCACAUUAUUUUUGGCUUCUACUGACAACAUUGGACAUAAUGGAGGAAAAAAACUGCAGAGGCUCUCAGUUAUCCUGCGCACAUUUUUCAUGUGGAUUUGGGAGGGGAAAAUAAUUUAUUCUUGCUGCUUGGCACAUUUGAUUAAUUCACCAUUUUUCCUGCUCUGUUCAUUUUAAAGAUGGAUUAAUUGCAUUUUCAUGUUUUCUUGGCUUUGCAUGAAAAGUGUUCAUCUGGUUAUUUUUAUAUUUAUAAUCACAUGAUUGCACAUUGUCAUAAAUCAUAUGUUGGCAAGCGAUUUGGAUGGAGUUGAAGAGACAUAAUACAGCCAUCACUGAACAUUCAAAGGAAUUAAUGGGUAAGAAAUCAUCCGCGGCGGUCUCCUGUCCAGCUCAGAAAUGAAAAACCAUUGCUCCCAUUUUUGACAGAAUGAAAAGUUCACUGGAACUACUCUGCUGCAUUUCAGUGUCUGUCACCACACCACCAAUUUCUGAGAAAUGUCGUCCGGCGUGGCGAGAGCUGUCCUCCGCAGGAGACCUCAUGAUAUGUCUGCUGAUGGGUUUUUACUGCUUCAUUUGACAUCGCAAUACCAGAUUAUAUCGCUAUCUCUGUCUGUGAGUCAAGCUGUCAGGCGAAUGAUGACCGACCACCCUUUAAAGCUAAGCUCAGUCAGAUCACACUUGUAAGAGGUUUGUCAUCAGAGAAAUGGCUUCCAAUAAAUGGCAAGAUGUUGUUUUGCCGCCACCCCACAAUAAAGUGAUGAUUUAACAAUA
Messenger RNA from Sinocyclocheilus rhinocerous, 2938 nucleotides. RefSeq names its product elongator complex protein 3. Gene Ontology annotation, cellular component: cytoplasm; nucleus; elongator holoenzyme complex. Gene Ontology annotation, biological process: tRNA wobble base 5-methoxycarbonylmethyl-2-thiouridinylation. The record is from RefSeq and is a predicted model, not a curated record. NCBI's taxonomy places the organism in Eukaryota, Metazoa, Chordata, Actinopteri, Cypriniformes, Cyprinidae. The transcript has 15 exons. Gene Ontology annotation, molecular function: acyltransferase activity, transferring groups other than amino-acyl groups; iron-sulfur cluster binding. The coding region runs from base 168 to 1814 and encodes 548 amino acids.